Messenger RNA from Gracilinanus agilis (Agile Gracile Mouse Opossum), 2316 nucleotides. It is a transcript of the gene PRIMPOL, whose product is annotated as primase and DNA directed polymerase. The record is from RefSeq and is a predicted model, not a curated record. Gene Ontology annotation, cellular component: nucleus; mitochondrial matrix. The coding region runs from base 204 to 1928 and encodes 574 amino acids. NCBI's taxonomy places the organism in Eukaryota, Metazoa, Chordata, Mammalia, Didelphimorphia, Didelphidae. Gene Ontology annotation, biological process: DNA replication, synthesis of primer; response to UV; mitochondrial DNA replication. Gene Ontology annotation, molecular function: DNA-directed DNA polymerase activity; chromatin binding. The transcript is spliced from 13 exons.
UUUGACCAUUAGUGGACGCCCAGACGGUGACUUUCCUUGAAGCGUUCUGUUUGCGCUGAUAACCAAGGAGGUGGCUGCACCCCCGCCACAACUGACCCCUCUUUCUCUAGAAAUUAUUGUCAGUUGGAGACUUCCAGAAUUGGUUGGAAAAUUCCAGAAUUCAUAGUAUACUAAGAUUUGUAUUUUCUCUGGAUUCUGAACCAAUGAAAAGAAAAUGGAAAGAAAAAUUGAAGAAGAUUGAAGAACGAGCAUCCCAGUAUGAAAGGAGACCCCUGGGUUCAGUCUACAGACCAAGACUAUCUAAGCCAGAGGACCCACCAUCUGUAUGGAAGCUGUUUCACCGUCAAGCUCAAGCUUUUAACUUUGUCAGAACCUGUAAAGAGGAUGUCCAUGUAUUUGCUCUGGAACACAAAGUGGGAGAUGGGCAGCGUAUUUACCUUGUAACCACUUAUUCUCAGCUCUGGUUUUACUAUCAGUCCCGGAAAAAUCUCAUGCACUGCUAUGAAGUUAUUCCUGAAAAUGCUGUUUGCAAGCUUUAUUUUGAUUUGGAGUUUAGCAAACCUGCCAAUCCAGGAGCAGAUGGGAAAAAGAUGGUUACGCUAUUAAUUGAGCAUGUUUGUACAGCCCUUCAAGAGUUAUUUAAUGUUAAUUGUUCAGUAGAAGAUGUUCUCAAUUUGGAUUCUAGCACUGAUGAGAAAUUUAGCCGCCAUUUGAUAUUUCAGCUCUCUGAUGUUGCAUUUAAAAAUAAUAUCCAUGUUGGUAAUUUUGUUAGAAAAAUUUUGCAACCUGUGAUUACAUUAGAUGACAGUAAAAUUAAUGACAAGAUAUCGGGAGUACCAGGACACACAGCUUCCUCUUCUUCAAAAACAAUAGUGAAACCAGAAAUCUCUUUUGCAAACAAAUCUGAAGAUAAAAAUACUGCAAAAAGUCAACCUUCAAGUAAGGUAGAAGAGUCAGAAACAUCUGAGCAAAAUGGGCCCAAUCUUUCCUUUUUAAUUGUGAAGAAUAAAGGAGGAGAGGAUCACCUUUUUGUAGAUGUGGGAGUUUAUACAAGAAAUAGAAACUUCCGGCUGUACAAAUCAUCCAAAUUGGGUAAAUGGGUGCCUUUGGAAAUUGCUGAAGAUAACAAAUUUUUUCCUAAACCGUCCAAGACAAUUUCUGAAGAAAAUCAAUAUUUCCUUUCUUCUUUGGUCACUAACAUCAGAUUUUCAGAUACUUUACGAAUUCUUACCUGUGAUAUAACUCCAAGUCCACAAAAAAGGGCUGAAUGUUUUAAUGGUGCCCGUACUAAAGGGAAUGUCAUUGAAGGCGUUCAAUGUUCACCAUACCCUGAAAUUGAUAACUUUGUACUUUCUUUGGUUAAUAAAAAUGGUGUUAAUGGAGGAAUUCGGUGUUGGAACUACUUUUUCCCAGAAGAAUUACUUGUUUAUGAUAUUUGUAAGUAUCGUUGGUGUGAAAAUAUUAAAAGAGCCCACAAGAGUAAUAACAUAAUGAUUCUAGUGGAUCUGAAAAAUGAAGUUUGGUAUCAAAAAUGUCAUGACCCUGUCUGCAGAGCGGAAAACUUCAAAUCUGAUUAUUUCCCAUUACCACCUGAAGUGUGUCUCUUGUAUCUGUUCAAAGAGGAUGACGAAGACUACAUUUUGAAUGGAACUGAAAGUAGAAACAUCGCAAAUAACCAAAAACUCCCAGAUUUUCAAGAAUUAUCUUCUAGAAUAUUGACAAGUGAGCUGCCUUCAAAUACAGAUUGGGAUAACUGGAUUGAUGAUUCCUGUUUUUUGGAAGCUGUUGAAGAUGUUGAAUUAGCUGAAGCUGCAGAGAAGAGUAUGGUGGCCAGUGACAGCCUCAUAGCGAAUGAAAUUCCUGAUGCACUUCUUUUAGAAGUCAUGAGAAGAACAGAGAACACGGAGGAGCUUACUAAUGUACUGUAAUUACUAAUGUAAUGACUUCAGAUAGUGUCCAGAGAUAAAAUGUUGGCCUUUGUCAAAUUCAGUGUAAACAAAUGAAGUCAUUAUUUGUUAUGGGCUAAGUAGAUGUGAGUUCAAGUCCCACCUCUGCCUCCUACUGGCUGUCAGAGACCUUCCUCCUUAGUACCACAAUAGGCCACUUUCUAAGACUAUCAGUGGUGGCAGACGAGCUGACCUCACCUGAGAGUUAUGCGGCCUGUUGAAAUCAGGUCUAGUCCCAAGCCUUGUUACCUAUCAUUCUAGUACCUCUUAUCAAACCAGAGGAUCCUUAUCACUUUUUGUACAUUUUCCUAGUUAUUACUAGAAAUUUCUAGUUAUUACUAGAAAUUCUAUUAAAUGUUGAUUACUGUAA